This is a messenger RNA of Naegleria gruberi, 627 nucleotides long. RefSeq lists its product as uncharacterized. The coding region runs from base 1 to 627 and encodes 208 amino acids. The record is from RefSeq and is a predicted model, not a curated record. The transcript has a single exon. NCBI's taxonomy places the organism in Eukaryota, Heterolobosea, Eutetramitea, Acrasida, Naegleriidae.
AUGGGUAGACGACCAAAUAUUCAACACACGGAAAAACAACUUCUUCAACAUAAAGUAAAUGUUCUUUCAAAAAUCGGACAAGAACGUAAUCAAUAUGGAUAUUCACGAUUUAAAGAGAGAGAUUUAUGUGAUGCAGAAAAACCAUCCAUGUAUUUACGAUACAAACAUUUAUAUAACAAUGAUAUGGCACAGGAGGAAGAUGACAUUUUCAAAAAUUCUAUCGAUUCAAAGGAUAGUUUCCUGAAUGAAAUUAAUGAUAAAAAACAAGAGGAGGAACAAGAUGAUUUCUUUAUCGAUCCCGAGACUGUCAGUAAAAAGAAACAGAAGAAACUUUCCAAGAUGAAAUUUAAACAAUGUGAGGAGAAGAGAUUUACAUCAUCGGAUGGUGAAGUAAUUUCAUUUGAUACUAAUACUGAAAAAAGUAAAAAGAGAAGGAGAGAAUAUGGAGAACAUGUCAUGACACCUUCUAUAGAAUUACAGAGAAAAUUGGAUCCAAAGCAUUUCAAGGAAAAUGUUAAUUUCAUUCCAAUACCAGAAAAGUCAAAUAGAUUGUUGAAAAAGAAAAAGAUACAGAAUGUUAACACUAAUAAGGAACAAGUCAAUCAUGAUGAUUCUAAUGAUGAAUAA